AUGGGUUGUUCUACUUCAACACUUUCAGAUGUAUCUGAUCCAUACUUUCAAGAUAAAUUAAUCAAUGAUGCAAUUGAACAGUCAUUGCAGUUGAAUAAACAACAAAAUAAAAAUGGUAUUAAAUUAUUAUUAUUAGGAACUGGAGAAUCUGGUAAAUCAACAGUCUUAAAACAAAUGAAAUUAUUACAUAAAGGAGGAUUCACCCAACAAGAAAGAUUACAAUAUUCAAAUGUUAUAUGGUGUGAUAUAAUUCAACAAAUGAAAAUUUUAAUUAUCCAAGGUAGAAAAUUUAAAAUCCCAUUAGAUUGUGAUCAAAAAGAAAGUGAAUUAAUCAAAUAUAAACAUAUAAUUUUAAGAUCAGAUGGGUUACGACAAAUAGAUACUGGUGCUGCUGGCGGUAAUGAUUUUUUAAAUGAUUAUAUUAUAAAAUAUUCAGAAACUACUAAAAAUAAAAGAAAAGCUGGUCAAACUGGUAUUACCUCAAUUAUUGGUAAUGAAUCAGAAGAAAUUAUAGAUCAAAAACAAAUUAAUGAAAUUUUAAAUCAAACUAAACAACAAGCUCAAGAUUAUAAUUAUACAAGAUAUGAAAUUGCAGAAGCAAUAUCUAAAUUAUGGACACUUGAUAAAGGUAUACAAAAAGUAUAUACAAGAUCAAAUGAGUUUCAAUUUGAAUCAUCAUCCAAGUACUAUUUUGAAAACAUUUUUAAAUUUGCAAAUAAGAAUUACUUAUCUUCAGAUCAAGAUAUUUUAAACGGUAGAAUCAAAACUACAGGAAUUACAAAGACUAAUUUCUUGAUCAAUUCAUUUCAAUUCAAAGUCCUUGAUGCUGGUGGUCAAAGAAGUGAACGUAAGAAAUGGAUUCAUUGUUUUCAGGAUAUAACUUGUAUUUGCUUCGUUUUGGCAGUUUCCGAAUAUGAUCAAAUGUUAUUUGAAGACGAAACAGUUAAUAGAAUGAAAGAAUCAAUUAUAUUAUUCGAUACAUUAUGUAAUUCAAAAUGGUUUCAAAAUACUCCAUUUAUAUUGUUUUUAAAUAAAAUUGAUUUAUUUAAAGAGAAAUUAACAAUGAAUCCAUUAGGUAAUUAUUUUUCAGAUUAUAAGGGUGGUAAUGAUUUUGAAAGUGCUAUAAAAUUUUUUGAAUCAAAUUUUACAAGUUUAAAUCGAAGUAAUAGACCAAUUUAUAUUCAUAGAACUUGUGCAACUGAUCAAAAUUCAAUGAAGUUUGUAUUAAAUGCAGUUACUGAUUUGAUUAUACAACAAAAUUUGAAAAAGUCUGGAAUGAUGUAG
Messenger RNA from Insectozyma verbasci, 1284 nucleotides. NCBI's taxonomy places the organism in Eukaryota, Fungi, Ascomycota, Pichiomycetes, Serinales, Debaryomycetaceae. The record is from the annotation of a GenBank genome assembly.